Messenger RNA from Elephantulus edwardii (Cape elephant shrew), 1215 nucleotides. It is a transcript of the gene KCNAB3, whose product is annotated as potassium voltage-gated channel, shaker-related subfamily, beta member 3. The transcript has 14 exons. Lineage: Eukaryota; Metazoa; Chordata; Mammalia; Macroscelidea; Macroscelididae. Gene Ontology annotation, molecular function: transmembrane transporter binding; potassium channel regulator activity; voltage-gated potassium channel activity. Gene Ontology annotation, biological process: regulation of potassium ion transmembrane transport; potassium ion transport. The record is from RefSeq and is a predicted model, not a curated record. Bases 1 to 1215 code for a protein of 404 amino acids. Gene Ontology annotation, cellular component: cytoplasm; membrane; voltage-gated potassium channel complex.
AUGCAGGUGUCUAUCGCGUGCACCGAGCAGAACCUUCGCAGCAGGAACAGCGAAGACCGUCUGUGCGGACCCCGGCCUGGCCCGGGGGGCGGUAAUGGCGGGCCGGUCGGCGGAGGGCAUGGGAAUCCUCCGGGGGGAGGAGGGUCCGGCCCCAAGGCCCGAGCCGCACUGGUGCCCCGACCCCCAGCGUCCUCGGGCGCCCUCCGUGAGAGCACCGGCCGGAGCACUGGCAUGAAAUACAGGAACCUAGGGAAGUCUGGUCUUCGGGUAUCCUGUCUUGGCCUGGGUACCUGGGUCACAUUCGGUUCUCAGAUCUCUGAUGAGACAGCAGAGGAUGUGCUGACAGUAGCCUACGAGCACGGCAUAAACCUGUUUGACACCGCUGAAGUGUACGCAGCAGGAAAGGCUGAAAGAACCCUAGGCAACAUCCUCAAGAACAAAGGUUGGAGGAGAUCAAGCUAUGUCAUCACCACCAAGAUAUUUUGGGGAGGACAAGCUGAAACUGAACGAGGGUUGAGCCGCAAACACAUCAUUGAAGGCUUACGAGGAUCUCUGGAACGACUCCAGCUGGGAUAUGUGGACAUCGUCUUUGCCAAUCGCUCAGACCCCAACAGCCCCAUGGAGGAGAUUGUGCGAGCCAUGACCUAUGUCAUCAACCAAGGCCUGGCCCUGUACUGGGGGACAUCCCGAUGGGGGGCUGCAGAAAUCAUGGAAGCCUACUCCAUGGCGAGACAGUUCAAUCUGAUUCCUCCCGUGUGUGAGCAAGCUGAGCACCACCUGUUUCAGAGGGAGAAGGUCGAGAUGCAGCUGCCAGAACUCUACCACAAGAUUGGUGUUGGCUCAGUCACCUGGUCCCCUCUGGCCUGUGGCCUCAUUACUAGCAAGUAUGAUGGGCAUGGCCCUGAUACCAGCAGGGCCACCAUCAAGGGCUACCAGUGGCUCAAGGACAAAGUGCAGAGUGAGGAAGGCAAGAAACAACAGGCUAAAAUCAUGGAUCUCCAUCCCAUCGCUCACCAGCUGGGCUGCAGUGUGGCCCAGCUUGCUAUUGCCUGGUGUCUCCACAAUGAGGGUGUCAGCUCUGUCUUGCUGGGGGUGUCGAGUUCAGAGCAGCUGAUAGAACACCUGGGCGCCUUACAGGUAUUGAGCCAGCUGACCCAGCAGACGGUGGCAGAGAUAGAUGGGCUCUUGGGGAAUAAAACGCAUCCCAAGAAAUAG